Bactrocera dorsalis (oriental fruit fly) is the source of this 9174-nucleotide messenger RNA. RefSeq lists its product as uncharacterized. Lineage: Eukaryota; Metazoa; Arthropoda; Insecta; Diptera; Tephritidae. The transcript has 2 exons. The record is from RefSeq and is a predicted model, not a curated record. Bases 4343 to 5965 code for a protein of 540 amino acids.
AGCUAAGCGUAUUUAUUCAGAGUCGAUUUCUAUUUGUUCAGUAUGUUCAGUAGAGUAUUGAUUAUCGUUGGAAAUGCUUGUUGUUGGAAAGAGAUUUUCGUGAUUAGGUGGAUUAGAUUGCACAGUAAUGUUGGUAGUAAUAUUUUUGAAGUCAGUAUAUUUAUUAAGCGAGUUUAAGGAGUUGUUUAAGUUAGAAAUGAAAGAGGCUGUUGUUGGACUGAAAAGUUUGGGUUUUAAGAAAGAGUCUUGUUGGAUACAGUUGUCGCUGAUAUUUUUAGCUGAAUGUGAGACGUUGUUGUAGUCAGAACUGAUCGAUGUAGGCUUGUUGAUGGAAGUAUGCUUAUUGUUGGCGUUUGAUGAGUGAUUUUUGCUAGUUAAAGAUUUUAAUGAUGAGUUGGGUGCAGAGGUGACCUCUGCGUUUUGUUUUGAUGUAGUAGGCAAGUCAUUGUCGGCGGUUCUAUGAGUAUUUUUAAAUUUUGUGGAAUUGUUGAUGGCUGAAAUUUUUGUUGGUGUGGUGGUUACAGAGGGUACCUCUUUUGAAGGUUGAAGCACAUGUGCAAAGCUAGCAGUGAGGGAAGGGAGGGAAGUAUUUUCUCUAUACUUUUUGAGGGCUUCGUGCAUACUGCACUUUUCUAGUGUCUUUAUUUUUAAAAUUUCUUUGGUUUGCAUAUACUUUGGACACGUAUAGUCUGAAGAGCGAUGCUCGCCAGGACAAUUCGCACACAUAACUCGGAUGCAGUCAUUAUCGUGUGGAGAAGGAAAAUUGCAAAUUUCGCAAUGUUUUUGUGUAUGACCCAAUUUCUGGCAUGACCUGCAGCGCAUUGGAUUAGGCACGUACGGUCGCACAGAAGUCAUCUUCCAUGCGAUGUUUAUUUUGUUUGGAAGGGAAUAACUGUUGAAUGAUAUUAGCAUAACACCAGUAGGCUUUAUAACACCUUCAACUUUGCGAGUGAACUUAUAAACCGCGGAAACUUCGUAAGAACUCAGUCCUUCUAUUAUUUCGCUUUCAGGCACAUCGUUUAAGAACGGUGCAUAAAUGGUGCCUUCGUUACAAUUAAGAUGUUGAUGAUAGCUAGCGCUAACAGCGCCAAUGUUGAAAAGACAUUUCGUUUUUAUAAACUUUUCUGAUACUUGCUUAUUUUUCAUUAGCAGUAAUAGGCUGCCGUCGCGUAAUUCACUAAUUUUGUUUAUAUCUUUACUCACGGUAAGUAAGGCAUUGUAAACACGAAAACAAGAAACCUUCGAAAGCGGUGUAGUAUUCUCAUCGGAUUUAAUCACUAUAUACUUUGGGGCAUCACUUUUUAUUGGCGGUAAGUCAGGAAAAGCAUCUUGCAGUUUUUGAUACGAUUUUUUACGUUUUGGUUGGGGACCUUGGGCCAGCGCAGCAAACCUGUUGUCCCCGAACUGGAAGCCCACCGGGGGCAUAAUGGAAAAAUUAUAAUACACUUAUAUAAGUAUUGGAUUAUAUUUCUCACUUAAAAUAAGUAUUAAUCGCGUUACUUAAGUAAGCAGAUCGGUGUGCAAAAAAAAAACACCAAAAGAGAGCUAUAUGAAUAGCUGUAAACUCAGAGAAAGACGCUAACUCAAUAAUCAAUAAAUAAAUACGCCAGAGACAUUAAAUUUUACCUCCGAGAUGGCAUAAAAAUCAAAAUUGCACAAUGAGCGUGGCAACUCUCACUUUUUGAUGAAAUCCUAUAUCUCGGGACUCGACUCGACAAAAUUGAGUGGCAUAGUGGCAUUCACAGUACGUAAAUGGACGAAAUCGGACAGUAACUAUGCCUACUUCCCAUAUAGAACACUUUUAAGUUAUUAAUUUUCCAGUACACAAAUCAAGAAGAAAUUAAUAUAACGGGGUAAAACUUUGCACAAAUGAUGCCUUUAGUGUUCAAGCCUCUCUGUCAAUAGUAUGUCUGUGUAUCAAAAAUGGGUUGAAUCGGGCCAAUACUUCCAUUAGCAUCCAAUAUACCUAAUACAUAUAUAUUUUCGAACUUCCAAGUGACUUUGUACUGCAUAUAGCGGCCAAUAUGUGAGUUAUCUCAGUGAAAAUCAGAGAGCGGGUUUUACUCAUAGAAGUGUAUCUUUGUACCUAAGAUAGGUAAAUUUUAGCGAAAACUUUACCUAGUCCCUAAAUAACUAAUAUCAAGAUUUUUAAACUUUCGGUUGCAUUUUCUUUAUAUUAUUGGUUUUUUAGUACUUGGUAUGUGAAUAGUUUGUAAUAUUGGAAAAAAUAAAGAAAAUCGGGUCCCAACUCCCAUGUACUACAUUUAAUGAUUUUUGUUUUUCUAACAAACCUUAAGGGUUUGUCAGUGAAUAUAUAGUUGCGAGAGUAUAAAACGGACUUAUCCCUUCCUGACUUGUUUUGAGUAAUCUUAUACAUGGUAACAACUUUCAAACAAACGUUUCAAUGUAUGUACAUAUAUACUAUUGCCUUAUUCCAAAAUUUCAAACCACCAGAACAUAUUUAGGCCGACAAAAAUGGUGCAUAGAUAUACAACAACUUGUAAAAUCUGCAAAUACAUCGGAAUACAAAAAUAAAUUUUGAAUUAUUAAAUUUAUAUCAUCACAAAAAGUAUUUUGGAAUUGCAGCUACAUGGAAUUUCUGCGCCACACCCUAAUGUAAGAUGGGGAGGAGAGUACUGACGCGAAAGCCUAGUAUGCAGCGUAUUACGGCGAAUCACAUACGAGUACGCAACUCUCAAAGUUUUUCCGAAUGGGCAGAAAAUGCAUUUUCGAUAAUACUUUUUUUUUCAAUAUUUAUUUAUUUAUUUAUUGGAUCUGUUUGGUAAAGCCAAAGUAUUCAAAUCAUAAAUCUAAGCCUCAGUUCGUGAGACUUUCCUAUUUUUCAAGGUUAAGUCGACAUGAAUUGAUUUGUUGUCGUUUAAUUUUAUGCGCCACUUAGAUGCCCACUUAGUAAUUGCGUUGAGUGCUGUUUGCACUCGUCGACUAGGUACUAAAAUUGUCUCUCCAGAUGCUAACAAAGCUGUGUCAUCUGCAAAGGUCGCUGUCAUAUAACUAGAAUCAGAUGGGAGGUCACUGGUAAAAAACAAAUAAAGCAUUGGCCCCAACACGCUUCCCUGGGGAACACCCGCUUCUAUUGGUUGCAAGUUUGAAUAUACAUCCUCUUGUUUAAUGCGGAAGUAUCUAUCUUUUAAGUACGAAGAAUUAUUUCACAAAAUUGUUUGGAUAGCAUUUUUUUCCAUUUGAGCAGUAGACCCGUAUGCCAAACUUUGUCAAAAGCUUGAGACACGUCUAAAAAGGCCACCGUACAAACGUUCUUUUUAUCGAUUAUAUUUUCAACAAAUUUAAGGAUUCGGUGUACCUGCUCACGGAAGCCAAAUUGAUGUGCUGGUAUUAGGUCUUUAUGAGCGAUUAUUAGUUUGAGCCUAUUUAUGAGUAUAUUCUCAAAGAUUUUAAAUAAACCUGGCAGCAGAGAAAUUGGUCUAUAUGAUGUAUCAUCGUGUACUGGCUUACCCGGCUUAGGUAUCAUUAUGACUUCAGAUACUUUCCAAAGCGAUGGGCAUUUUUUUUACACCUGUCUUAAAACAUUCAUUCAUUCGUUUUGGCCCAUGCAGUUUGUUUAGUUUUAAUGGUGCUAUAUAUUUUAUUUGUUUAUUAAUAUUUCUUUCAGCUUUCUCGAGAGAAAAGUCGGUGGACUUAUCAGCUGUGAGUUUAGACAGAUAAGUUUUGAAGGAAAAAUUUUUAAACUGUUUAAUUUGUGUUCUUAGUUUCGCUGUACAUUUAUUAAGCUCUGUUCUAAGCGCAGAGGACCUAGUUUGCUGCCAUCUCCGUCGUAGCUUGCGCUUUUUACGAAUACUUCCUUGAUUUACGCGGGUAUUUGAUGUACUUUUUCACGCAGCGUUUUGAAUUAUUUUUGGGAAAUCUUCAACCUCACAAUCCAUCUCAAUACCAAUCAAUAUGUGCUUAAGCUUAGGGUCGACUUUAUUCACUAUACUAUUAAAUUUAUACCAAUUAAUGUGUUUAUUACAUAACUUUGGCUUGGCGGCUGAAAUAAAUGGCUUUUCAUACAGAAUUAGUAUCACUGGUGAAUGGGCAGAGCUUAGGUCUGGGCAAUCUUUAAUACAUAACUUGAGUUUGGGUAGUUUAUUAAUUAUAAAGAAGUCAAGAAAGUCUGGCAAUUUCUGUCUAUCUAUAGGCCAAUAAGUGGGUCUUCCUGUAGAAACAAAAUUGCAUCAAACUGCUUGAUGACGACAAGUUACCAUUGUAGAAGGAUUGUGAAGCUACCUUAAAUAGACGGUACCAGCACCUAUCAGCUGAAGGCGCAUGAUCUUCGAGGACGAGACCCAUAGCAGCAGCCAGCGCGAACCACGUGAAGCAGCCUCAUAUGAAUGGAACGAAGUCCGCUUUAGUUGCAGCGAAUACAAAGCAGCCGACAUGCCAGCAGUGUAAAUCGAAGGACCACUAUUUAACAGCUUGCCCCACUUUUAAAACUCUCUCUGUUCAACAGAGAUUUGAGUUUGUCAAAUCGGGACAUACGGUAUCCAAAUGCAGAGCGGAUCGAUGGCGCGUGUGUAAUCGGUCCCACCACAUAUUACUGCACCAGCAUCCUGUAUCCGUCGCUGCUGAACCUCAUCCGCAACCAACAACAACUACACACGCAAUGCAUACAAUAAGUCUGCCUGAUCAGGUAAUGUUGGCAACAGCAGUUAUUCUGGUGAGAUCAAGCUGUGGAGAGUACCUGCCCGCAAGAGCCUUGCUAGACUCAGGAAGUCAAGUCAACUUCAUGACGGAGGAUUUGGCCCAAAAACUGCGGAUUCGACGCCAAAACAGGCCAUUAAAUAUCAUAGGGAUUGGAAAUUCAAGUACAAAAGUCGGGGCCAAAUUAAGCGCAUUUGUUAAGCCGCGCGUAAAUAAUUACGAAUUUUCGGCGGAAUUCUGGAUUAUGCGAUGUAUUUCGGCUAAUCAUCCAGACCAUACCAUUAAUAUUAAUGGUUGGAAAAUUCCGCACAAUAUUAAAUUGGCGGAUCCAGAAUUCCAAAAAUCUCAAAAGAUCGAUAUGUUAUUAGGGGCGGAAACCUUUUUCGAUUUGUUAGCGGUUGGUCAAAUUAAAAGUGGCCCUAAUCAACCAACGCUACAGAAAACUCUUUUGGGAUGGAUUGUUUCUGGCAAAUAUGUCAGCAGUCUUAGUCCUCCUCCCGAAGUAAAUAGCACAUUAUGCCAAACUGAAGAAGACUUAACGUCAAUAGAUUCUGUAGUCCAAAAAUUCUGGGCUCUGGAGGAACUUCCUUCAGAAACAAUUGGCAACAAAUUCACACCUGAACAAAAUGAGUGUGAACAAUUUUUCGUCAAUACAACUGAAGUAUUACCUUCAGGAAGGCUUCAAGUCAGAAUGCCCUUUAAAGCUGACCGUAAGUUACUCGGUCACUCCUAUGAAAUCGCAGUUCGGCGGUUUCAGGCCCUGGAGAGGAAAACAUUGAAAGAUCCAGAACUUCGAAAAAUGUAUCUGGACUUCAUGAAUGAGUAUAAAGCGCUGGGUCACCUGAGCCCAACAAAUAAUAAGAUCCCGAGUGAACCACACUAUUUCAUUCCGCAUCAGUGUGUUUUGAGGCCCGAAAGCACAACAACAAAAUUACGAGUUGACUUUGAUGCGUCGAGUCGUACUUCUUCUCAAAUUUCAUUAAAUGAACUUUUGAUGGUAGGCCCAACCAACUUGUACUCAACUCUUUUUCGUUUUCGUUUACAUAAGUACGCUUUAACGGCAGACAUUACUAAAAUGUACCGCCAAAUAAUCCUACAUGAAGAAGACAGAAACUGUCAGCUCAUUGUGUGGAGAGAGCAUUCCUCAAAGCAAAUUCAGAUUUUUCGACUUAACACCGUCACUUACGGCACUGCGCCUGCACCAUUUCUUGCAACUCGGUGUUUACAAAUGCUCAGCGAUGCUAAUACAACUAAAUACCACUCGGUUCAUUGGCCAUUAAAAGAGACUUUUACGUUGACGACUUGUUAACAGGAUCUGACAAUUUUGAGUCUCUAGAUCUUAUAAGAAGUGAAGUAAUUAAAUAUUAAACUCGGCCGGAUUCACCUUAACGAAGUGGUUUUCGAACCACCCUAAAUUUUUCGACAUUAAUUGUACUGAAAAGUCAUUAAGCUUCAAUGACAAAAACCCAACUAAAACACUAGGAAUCUAUUGGUUGCCGAAAGAGGAUUUGUUUCGAUUUAUUUUGGAUGCUAAUUUUAAGGAACUGCGAGCUACUAAACGAAACAUAUUAUCAGUUUCUGCCCGCCUUUUCGAUCCUCUUGGAUUAUUAGCCCCACUAGUUACCAAAGCAAAAAUCAUAUUGCAGGAGCUUUGGAUCCAAAAACUAGAUUGAGAUGAGUCGAUUCCAUUGCGCCUUGAUACUAGCUGGCAGAAUUUCAAAGCCAACCUACUGCAGCUGCCAUCAAUUAGCAUUCCUCGAUACGUAAAUCUAGAGUCGAGUGCUAUCUGCCAAAUACAUGGUUUCUCUGACGCUUCAAUAAGAGCGUACGGAUGCUGCAAAUACAUACGAAGCCAAUCUGCUAGUGGUGUCAAAUGUACGCUGCUUACUGCAAAGUCUAGAGUGGCUCCGCUGAAGACCAAGUCUCUUCCGCGUCUCGAGCUCUCGACAGCACAUCUUCUUGCCAAAUUAUGGUCACGAGUUGCGCCAAUGUUGAAUCGACAAUUUUAAAAAAUUAUAUUUUGGACAAACUCUGAAAUAGUAUUGCAUUGGGUAAAGACGCAUCCAUCUUCAUUACAAACCUUUGUUGCAAAUAGAGUGUCUGAAAUCCAAGAAUUGACUGACAAUAUAAAUUGGCGACAUGUGCCAACAAAACAAAAUCCUGCGGAGCAAGUGUCUCGGUGUUGCAACGAGGAUGAAUUGAACAAUUCAAUAUGGUUUGGCGGUCCACACUUCCUCCUAGAAGACCCCGCUUUAUGGCCAAUUAACACUCACUUCCAGCUCUCCCCAGACGAUGAAGCAUUAGAGAAGAAGAAAAAUACUUUCACACUAGCCAUAAAUGUGAAAGAGAACUCACUAUUGAACCUUAUCGAAAAAUUCUCUUCUCAUCAAAAAUUGCUUCGUGUGGUUGCCUAUCUAUUACGGUGGAUUAGACGACCAAAAAUGCCUACAGAGGGAAGGGACCUGACAUCUGGCGAAUUACACUUGAGUUUCUUGAAAAUUGUUAAGGUGAUUCAACAUUCGGAAUUUGCGAAUGAAAUCCAAAAACUGACGAAAGGCACUACGCUACCCGCAAACUUGCAAAAACUCAAUCCGUUUUUGCAUGAGUUCUCGGAAAUGUCGCUUUCAUUCAAAUUAAUCCGAGUAGGAGGUCGUCUUUUAAACGCACCUCUCCCAUACGAUGCCAAAUUCCCAUUAUUACUAAAUAAGAAUUCGCACUUCGUUAUCAGUUAUUUACGGUUCCUGCACUUCCGAAAUCACCACGCCGGGGCCAAAGCGUUGGUUGCGCAUCUUCGAGAACGCAUAUGGGUGAUUAAUGCAAGAUAGGCAUGCAGUAGAACCGUUAGAAACUGUACACACUGCUUUCAUUAUAAGCCGAAGUUGCAAACCCAAAUAAUGGGAAACUUGCGGGUAGAAAGACUUCGAGCGCUACGACCCUUUCUUAUAUGUGGCGUAGAUUUUUGUGGUCCAAUUUAUACUACAUUGAAAAUACGUACGUCCGACCACCGUAAAAACCAAUAUCGCAGUUUUCGUUUGUUUCACGUCUAAACUUCAUUGGUCGCCGAGGGAUGGCACAGACGACAUACAGCGACAACGCAACGAACUUUGUCGGCGCCGAUCGCAACAGGCGUUUCUGUUCCAGGAGGCGACAGUGAAGUCCGCCAAACACCCCGCCGUGCGCACAAUGGGCAACGCCAUCCUCAACUCGUGGCCCCUCGCACCGUUGAGACAGGAUCCCAACGACGGCGAAGUAUUGACUCCAGCACACCUACUAAUAGGGUGCUCCCUCUGAGCCUUACCACCGACACAAGUGUCAACGGACCCAGUUCGCUAUUGCGAGAGAUGGCAACUUGUUUGCUGUGUCAAGCAACAGUUUUGGCGACAGUGGUCCAAAACGUACAUUACCAGUCUUCAGGAGCGCAACAAAUGGCUGCACCCGAAACGCAACCUGCAGCCCGGCGAUCUCGUCCUCGUCCACGAAGACAACACGCCACCGCAGCAGUGGGCACUAGGACGAAUCGCCGCAACCGUAGAAGGACGAGACGGAAAGGUGCGAGUGGCAGACCAAGGCAGGCACCAUUAAGCGCCCUAUUCACAAGCUCGCCCUGUUGCCUGUCGAAGUUGAAGGAUCAUGAUCCUGUCAAGGUGGCCGAUAUUGCGUCAUGCGACUUUAUAAAUCAAAAAAAUAUUUUUUAAGAAAUAAAUUUGUUAAAAUAUUUGUAUACAUUAUAAAAUGUUUUACAUCAUGUAAAAUACUUACAAUUUUUGUAAUAUACAAGUAUAACCAUAACCAUCAUCUACUACCUAUGUAUUAGAAUAAUCUAUUACAAUGGACUUAAGAUUGCUGAAUUGAAUUAGAACUACUUACUUACCCCUUUUUGUAUACAUACUUACCUCUAGUCUAAGCCGUUAGGUUAAGAUUUAUAGCGGGAUUCUGUAACCAGUCUCUAGUUGAGACAUUUUGAGGCAAAGUCUCAAUUUGAGACUAGUUACUAUUCACUAAACAGUCUCUAGCGUUAGUCUCAAAAUAACGAGACCUGGUAGUUAGCAGGUCACAAAACUAAAAAGAGCUCUUGUCUGCCAUUUUGAAUAUACUGAAUAGAGAUCAUCAUAGAUAUUAAUCGAUUGUCGUUUCUUUAUAUUUUGUAAGCAACUCAAACACGAAAAGAUGAAAAAUAAAUCAAUUUUACAUAAAUUUCGUAAAUAUUAUGAAACAAAGUCAACAUUUAUUUUUAUUUUUAAUGAUAAUUACGUUUUUUGACUAUGUUAUAGAAAAUUUAAUAUUUGUUAUCGACAUAUUUAUUUUCAUUCAAAAAAACAAAAAACAUCUCUGAAUAAUGAAAUGUAAUAGAUUUUGUGACUGUCACUUACAGAAUAGCAAAAUCAUCUCAAGUCUCAAAAAUUGUCUCUAACUCAAAAUCUCAAAUUUAGAGACUUGAGACUGUCUCACGUUACAGAAUUGAAUGGUUAGGCUAACUAAUGAACUGUUUAAAUAAAGAAUGCUAUUAAAUUAAAGACU